AUGAACGGCGAUGGUCUAGAGGACAUUGGAAAAGCUUCAACUCUAUUGCAAGGUGAGCUGAUAAAUUGUACAAUUAACUGAAUUGAAUUAUCCCAACAAUUUUCUUUCCUUGAGUGCAAAACGUUUACCAGGUUCCGCUUAUUCUACAUCCAGCUCUCGUGAAGGACUUACGUUCAAAUCAAAACAGUGAGGAGAGGGUGGCAGUGUUGGCCGAUCGUAUAACAAACCUGACGUGCAGAAUGCAUCAACUUACAUUUGAAAGAGCUGACAAUAAUGCAGUGUUGAUACAGAUUCAUAGCAAUGCUGUCACUCUGUGGAAUAUUGCUGUGGCAAUGAAGACGGGUAGUGGGCAAACUGGAACAACCGAAAAUGCAAAAUGUAUGUAUUUUUUUCCUUCUCACUACCUGAAUUUAGUUGUUAAAGUAAGGUUCCACCUCAACCAUGCUUUAACCCUUCCACUCCCAGAUCUCAUUAGCAAUAUUCUCCUUAUAGUCCUGAUACAAUUCGUACGGUACUUGUUCGAAGAACAUGGUAUCGGAUCAACAAAUAAUCAGCUAACUGAUAUCUUCGUUAUUCUCAUCACUUGCCUGCUUGAAAUUGCAUCAAUUUGACAUUGUAAAGAUAAUUUCUGUCUCGGUCACUUAUGGGAGUUAAAAGGUUAAAGAGAUGUUGCUUUUGAAACUGCAAGAGUAACAAAUUAUUAAUUCAGAUUUCUUCGCUUGCUCGGAUGAAGAGAAGAUUUUUUUCAAUCUUGAAUAUUACCGACUCCUUUGUAUUAUCAGGAUUGUCCGCAUUUGUGCACUUUUACCAGUUUACCAUGACUUUCAAUUGCAACCUUUACUAGUGAUCGACUCACAACAGGCGACAUUUAUGCUGACACCGGCUGACCCAAGAUGUAGCGUUAAACUCAACCAAAAGCCUUGAAAAUGUCAGCCGAGUCGGUUAACCGUAAAAAAUUGCUGCGAGUAGUCGUGAGAUAUUCAAGAAAGAUUUUGGAAGCUAGUAUCCACAACGACUUACAUAUCACAUAUAGCCUUAUCAGGCUCUCCACCCGUAAGACGAAUUUCAAGUUAGAUGAAAGACUUUUUGGAAUAAGUACACUGAAAAUGCAGUUGAAAAAUACCCGAAUUGGUGUAAAAUAUAAACCUUUUUGGGUAUAAAAUUGUAUACACAAAAAUUUCUCUCCCUUUCCCUCUUUCACUUCUUUCGAGUAGUGUGAACGUAAGAAUGCCGCCCUCAAUUAUCCUGUUGCGAUUUUACCAAUAGGGGCCUCUGACCAGUGAAUAGGAGGAAAAGGCUUCCUUGGCGGAAUAAUCCAUUGCUUUAAAUUGUAUUUUUUUCUUUCAGUGAGGCAUGCAGCUUGCAAGCUUUCAUUUUUUGCUAAUGCUGCUGAAACAUGUGAAGUAACCUACCGGAAACAGUUAGUGGUACGGAAUUAUGUAACAAUUUUAUAAAUGAAAUAAAAACUCAAAUUUAUUCAAAGUAAAUCCAGUUAAAUGAAUUAAUAAUUUUGUUCAUAAUGCAACACUUGAUAAUCUCGUUUCUUUUAGAUGACGACGAAAACAGGACGAGCCUGGCUGGGUGAGAAAAAAUAUUUACUCAAUAUUAUAGCUUCAUUAUAGAACAUAGCAGUUUCAUUCACUUUGCAAGAAAAUUUUUACGUCUAAGUUUAAUUUCCGUCAGGUGACUAACCCCUAGGUAAUCGCCUAAAUAAGACAAAGACAAUUAAACUUUGCAUUUGAUACGAACAUGGGUAGAAAUAGUCGGGAAAGUGGGUAAUUGAGCGCAAGAUAAAUCGCUAAAGCCAUCGUUAUGUUUAGUUAAGACGAUGAGGAAAAGCCUAAUAAAUAAGUUUUUCGGGAUGAACAAGGAUUUUAUCAUUCACAAUCAUACCUUUAUCUUUUCCUUUUCCUUUCAUAUAUUUCAAUGUCGACCAAAUUGUGUACUACAGAUUGUCAGAAUCCAGCCAUGGCAGAUGAAUGUCUUGCCUUAGCAACUGAGGCAAGUUUGUAGACUACAUAAGAAUAUUAUGAUUUGAAAACACGAUUAAUUUUUUUGUAUUAACGGUGGUAUCUAAGACGACUGUUUUGUUAAAAUUGCAGUGUUGGAAUGGGCUGCAGAAGUCGUGGUCAUCAAGAGAUGAACAUGAUUCACCUACACCAGAGCAAUCGAAACAGAUCGCAGAAUGCGAGCGAUACAUGUUCAGAGUCUACUGUUAUAGAGCAGAAACGGUGAAUAUCAUUUACCGCUACUCUUCGUGUGAUCCAGUUUAUCAAAAUAAUUAUAUUAAUGAAAAAUAACGAAUCCAGGAAAACUUAAAGUUCCUCUGGAUUUUUUACGUUUUUUCGUUCCAAGAGAAUACAGUUGAUGUGUGGUGGCCAUUGAUUGAAACCAAAACGAAAACCUUCCAGUCAUUCCCGAAUCAAUCAUAGGAAACCUUUCCGGCUUUCCUUACCAUACAAAAUGUUCGAAUUUGCCCUGAGAAGUCUUUAUGCUGUUCGGGAAAGCUAUAGAAAAAAGACACAAGCAGCAGGGUUGACGGCAUGUUCUAGGAGAAAAUAUAAUAUACCUUUUUUUAGUUCUAUAGAUGACACUCUAUUCCCAUUUUUAUGGCGCAACCGCAAUUACUCAGCUAGCAUAUUUGUUAUCCAUCAAAGAAUAAUUUGAUUUUUUUAUUGCAAAAUAGAGCUUUUCAAUGUGUCAGCAAGAUAGAACACAAUUGAAUGUAGCCAAAGCUAAAGAAUUCAUGGGCAGACUUCCUGCAAAGGAGGUAAAGGUUCAAUCUAAAGUUGGUCUAUUUGACAUCGAGCGGCUAUUUACAGCUUUGAUUUUCUUAAUUUUUUCGUCUUAAAUUUUGUUUACAUAAGUGCAUUACGCUGGCGGAACUGUGCUACAAUUUUGGGGUUGAUACAUAUUACAGAGAGGAAUACGAAAAAUGUAUUGCAUGGCUAAGGUAGGUGAAAUUUUGGAAACAACUGUGAUUGGCCUACUUUUGUUUUGAGACAAUUCGUUCCGGAUUUCUUACAGUAAUCUACAGCGUGAUAGAGAGUGAGCUACUGGAGAGUCACCAUUUCCCAAAUCAAAUGUUGGAAAACGAGUGAUUUGGGGAGAUAGGAUAGGUAUCUAGAAUCUUAGGAUCUUCUUAAUACUCUUUUAGUGUACGUCAUAUUAUAGGCGAAAAGACGAAAUUGCAUCACCGAGCAAUUAUGACAAUUAGUGUCCUAGAAACAUGAUCAAAUUUAUCUUUCACUCACAAUUUUUGCAGGGAAAGUUAUGAUAUUCGGAAAGAAAAUGGUUCUUCAGGAGCUAAUAAACGGGUGAGCGCCUUUAACUCAUAAGUAAAAUGUUAUCCUUUCAUCCACUUACUUUGUCCGAGUAAGAAAAAAAAGAGCAUGCUCGGCCGUUCAGCUAUUUCUUAAAGUGAAAAAAGCUAUAGAAUACUGUAAAUUAUGGAGUUAAUUUCCACGUUGCUUCAAACUUGUAGUGCUGAUCAAAUUUCUGGUUACAGCAAGCUACUACUUUGCGUCUCAUGGCCAAUGCAUAUCUUGACUGGGACUCUAAACAACAUUGGCAAAUGGCUCUUAAUGCAGCUGGUAGGGAAAAGUUAUUUGAAUAAAGUAUUUUUAAUUCUUUUUUUUUUUAUCAGUCUAAAUGGUUGGUUUUGAACAUUCGUGUUCUAUGCUUGGUUUAAUUCCACCCUUGACCGCGAUCAUUUGUCACCCAACUUCCGUAGUUUUAGUGCUACAGUUUCAAUUAAAUUUAAAUUCAAUCCAAUCAUCAUAUUUUCUUUGAAUUUUGAAAUCUUUCCCAAUAUAUCCAACCCGAAUAAAUAAUAUCUCUUCCACUAUUUUUUUUUCAGACCUUGCGAACUCUGUAAGUGGCGUUGCUUUCUUUUAAUACGUUACAUUUCUUGUUUCAAACCUCCUCCGGCUAUUGAUUCUUCAGCCAUGAAAUGAUAAAUUAUACGUUGUGUUUUAGGAGCAUGGGCAUCCGGCUGGGCUUUACUUAAAAGCCAAACUUCUUUUGAUGGGUAAUGGAGACGAAGAGUUGCCGUGUUCAAGAUUGUGGUCUGGUAUGAGGAUCUUAGGAAUACUUCUCUCUUAAAUUAAGAUGAACUCAACUUCCAAAGUAAGUUGUCGUGCAAAGAAAUUUUAAAGGAUAUCUAAUCCAAAAUAGACUACAACAUAUUAGUGCGAUAAAAAACAAACAGCCACAAAACAUCAACAGAAACAACUUAAACAAAAAAAACAAGAAAACAAGGGAGGCAACCAUAAAACAACGGAAGAAAGAGUCCUUCAAUGAUGGCCACGUAAGGAGAAUAUUAGGAGCGAUUGCAAACCACCUAUUAGAAUAACGUGGCUCGACGUUUCAAGGUCUGCACGCUGUGACCUAUCAGCUCCUUCAAUAUAUAAUCAUUGGUACGCGUUUAUAGCUAUAGAUUUUGAGGACGAGUCGAACGGAAUGCAGAUUGAGAAGCUCCAUUUAAAUUCUCACCUUUCCUUUCACCCAGCAUUCGAGGAUACUCUCCGGCACCCUGACUUAAAAGUGGAUCUUGGGCUUUGUGCUGUAAACCUAGCCGUCCAAUACAAGAGGUGAGUGAUCUAUAAUAUCGUUGAUAGUAUGAUCAACCAUGGUUUGUAAUACGCUUACCAGUUACAUAAUGUAUUACCAUUUUUACCUUUUGGCAAAUGUGGUAGCCUGUUACACUUCUUUAUGGAAAUAGACAUUAAGAGUCGCAUAUUUUCCUGUUUAUGAGAGAACAAAGCUUGAUGAAUGUAUUUUAUUACGUUUUUAUCCUCAGAACAGAGCUGACUUUUGACUGCUUGAAAAUCUUGGAAUCUAGAUUUAAAAAUUCUCCCGACCUAUACAAAGUUCAGUUAGAGCAUUUGGUAAGUUUCAAAUAAUUCAUGGCGUUGGCAUAAUAUUUUUAUUCGGUUGCACCCGUUAUAGGGUAAAGUUCCAAAUCAUCUUGAUGUAGUUUCACAAGGUAUUUACACGUGUAAUUAAAGUAAGAAAAUCUUCUUUUGGUUAAAGGUUGGUACAGACCUGCUGCUCCCAACUGUGGUCGAGUUCAAUAAAGGACAUAGUUGGAGGCAGAUAGUUAUUAUAGCCCGAAUUGAUCUAUUACCAUAAAGUCUUAAUUACCAAAACUGACCUCAAUUUUCCCUCUCUGCUUUCCAUAUCUAAUCCUUGAAGGAACUUCUUCUGACGAACAACAAAGAUGAAGAUGCCAAAGCUCUCAUCGAAAAAUGCAUUGUUGGUAUGUUUUUUUCCGUUUUUCCUCUUUUGAAAUCGCUAAGAAAUUUUUGAGUGGCGAGGUCACUGUGACGAAGUCAUCAGGGAUUCUUUGUAACAUGAUCAUGAUUGUUAUUCUUAUUGUAGAUUCAUUUUCGGAACUUUAAGAAGGAAUAAAAGAAAUUAUAUUUAUUCUGAUUAGACUUUCCGAGAACCACUGCCCAUUUCGGAUGAGAUUAUACGCAAAGCAGGAGUACGUCGUUUGUUUACCAGUGAUUAUUCAAAAAACUCACGUAUUCGUGUUAAACUCUGUUAUAGCACAGCUUUUUUCUCUAUUUUCUUUAGAUCAAAUGGAGAGGUCUCUCGAUUUUCAGAUUUGUCAGCGAUUCCAUAUUCUCUUGUGGGAAAAAGCUGCUUCUGCUUACGAGGUUAAGGCAACUGUUGGCAAUUAUCAUAAUCCAUUAAUUCAUUUUCGCACGUAAACAGAAUUUUGUUCAACGAUAUAAUAUACUAGCUUUUCUAGGUAGCACCAUUAGGCUAGCACUAUCAUUGACCGACAACUUUCUCGUUCUUUCCUUAGAGGAAAAGCUACAGAGAAGCCUUAGACUGGUACAAUUACUCUUUGAGCUUCUUUUCUUCAAAAGAGGAAGACAUAAAGAAUAUUGGGAAACUCCUGGUUAGUGGUUAGUUUUUUUAGGCCUAAUUAAAUUUAAUCGAAACGCCUCAUUGAAAAACUAAGCAAUGACAGGUAUUAUCUAUGAUCUGGGUAAGUAUGACAUAUCUUCAGCAGAAUUUAUAACACUUCAGACGAGAACCUUUUCGCAGGAAAAACCGAACCAAACAGAAUAAUAAAAUAGCAAUAGAAAAAUUAUAGUAAUAUUGGACUCACUUCACUUACAAUCAGGAUAAGAGAGUUCUCUACCUCUUUUUUACGCAGAGGAACAAAUGCUCCUGUUACAUGAAUCUUCAAGAUUACGAAAAGGUCGGUAUUAAUAGUUAAUUUUUAGUCAUUCGAUAAAUGCUCUACUUUCAACAUGGUGGAUAGUUUUGGACGACUGAAUAUGAAUGCCUCUCCUUUUUCAGUUCUUGUACUUGCGUUAGGCUUAUUAUCUCCCUGAUUUCAUCUGACGGGACUGUGAUUUUCUUCAUAGAGCAAACCGGAGUUAACUCCAUGAGCUAGUUGAUCACUCAAUUAAAAUCUCAUGUUUCUUCCAUUUUCUAUCUCAUACUCCUAUGAAAAAGUACCAAAUAAACAAACAAAGUUUAAAAUAAGGCCCUUUCACUUUCUUCAGCUUAUUUUUCUUUGUUUGUUUCUUCGUUUGCUUUAUAGGCCAAAGAAGUUAUAGUAGAAGCGGAGCAAAGUGAUCCUGACAGUCCCGUCAUUCAAUUCUACAAGUUUAAAAUCGCUCUCGCCGAAGGACAAGAUGUUGUCGGUCAGUUGUGCAUUUGUAUUCUUUGACAUCUUUUACGGUUUACAUUGCAAAAUAGGGCAAUGUAGUGAGAGGUUAUUCUUGUCACUGAGAGGCACGAGCUUACUCAGAAAAAAGGCAGGAUAGGUGUUUCAAACCUAAAUAGAAAACACGACCCUCCUAUUACUGAUUCUUGUCUCUCAUGUUCUCUCUCCAUUGGUUUGUUGUAGCUGUAGACGCAAUGACAAAGAUAAGCGAGGUUGGUUCAAAUCAAGAUAAUGAUGUAGCAGAGACUAAUGCUCAUGGACUGAUCUGCCUUGCUGCACAGCUAGCUCUAGAGGUAAACUUUCAUGUUACAAACAGAUGGACAGCAAAUACGCUCUGCUGUUUACGUUCCAGGUCGGAGUACUGAUUGUCCUUCGCUCUAUUGCGGAUUGAAUUGACUCGGUGACACCAAUUAUUUGAGCGAUAUCGCUUUUUAUAUUGAUUACUACAUAAUGACUUGGGAUUUCUAUAGCACGAAAUUAACAAAAUGUUAACUUGAAUGGACCGUGAUCAGAAGGGUGUAGCUAAAAUUUAUCAAACCCUUGCGCGCGUAGAAGAUGAAAAUAGGAAUUUUGAAUACAAAGUAAGAAAACUUGAGUUCUUUAAAGAUUUAAGGUUGGUACGCAAGUUCCUUAGAUACCUUUUAUUCCACUAAUCUCUUUCCACACAUGAACUCUUUCCAUAUAUGCAUUCUUUCCAUAUACGAACUCUUUCCAUUUCUACAAAUUCCCACAAUAGUGAUUUGUUGCUAGAAAGCGCAAGAUCAUUUUUAUCAGAGAAAAUGCAGUCUGCAGUCACCAGGAUAGACUGAGAUAAAUGACGUGUACCUUGUCCUUCAGCAAAAGAACCAUAACGUAGCUGUCAAUGCCUUAGAAAAAGUCGUAGCGAGCAGCGCCGAUAACCAGCAGGUUCUAACCUCACUUAGGUAAGUCAUUCAAGUAUUUUCCUCUCUUUUCAUCACGAUCGCGUUUUUGUAAUGAAAACAGACAGGUGUGCUGCUGCUGACACGGUUUGAUAAGCUAAUUUGCUUGAUAACGAAAAUGGUGCUUGCGUUUAGUCGGUUUCUUUGAGUUUCUUCUUCAAUCCAUCUCCAGUGCUUGUUGUUCAAAAUUGCCACGCUUGGUAAUUUUUUUCUGAGACAGGCUGUUUUAUCGUAGUGUGAGAGCUCCAUUUCACCGAAUGUGUAAAAUCCGUGACGCAACCCAUUUUUUCAUUCUCUACCCAGAAAAUUAAUAAUAGGACGGAAAAAUCAUGGAGCGUUCCCUUUUUUGGAAGAAAAAGAUUAGCCGUGAUCGCUAGUUCAAAAUGUUUUUAAUAGGUGCCUGACAAGACUAAAACUGACGCAGUCCACAGAUUCUGGAGCAAAGUAAGUUAAGGAGGAAUUCUACCUGGAUACCCAUUAUUAAGGCCAGGUAAAAGGAGGGGGUAAAAAAAAAAGGUGGAUUGAGGGAUUACAUCCUUUUUGUUACGCAUUAUUGUACACUAUGACAAACACUUAAAAGAAAAAAAAUUCCACGAAAAAAUGAAAAAACAAAAAAGAAAAGGGAUACUUCUAUACAAGGUAGCCUUAAGAAAACAGUGUCACUAAACAUUUUGUUUAAACACGACUGUUAGCCGUACUUUUUAUGUCCCAAUGACUGUCUCUCAUUGUCAAUAAAUUCGUUAUUAUUAAUCAGUUCUGCGGCUCUUUUCCAUUGAUUCAGAAAAGAUUACAGCAGCUUUUUGCUUUACCUACAGACUGGUAAGUGUUACACGAUUUUAGAAGUCUGAUAAGAGGGUUUCAAGUGAAGUGUCCCUUAGAUAGAGGUAGCUACCUUACCCCUGUUCGUAUAAACGUAACUUUUUCUGAAUCCACUGGAUUCAACUCCAAAUAUUUUUUUCUGAAUCCCAACUAGUGGAAAACUUGAUGCACGACAGGAUCCUUACUUUGUUCGUAGUUUUUUAUCUGUAAAGUUUGCUCAACUAUUCCAGUCAAAUCCGCCUCUCAUUUUCUUUUUUAGCUUUAGAUCGCUUGAAUCAGAUGGAGCUGGUGAGCGAUUCUAAUGUGCAAACAGAAGCCAUAUGGUUCAUGAAAAUUGGUAAAUUUUUCCUGAUUCUUUGAUACUCUUGUAUUUCACGGGGUGCGAAGAAUUAUAUGUUAAGAGGGUUACUCAAGAACGAGGAGAGAUGUUAAAAUCAGAUGUAAGCUAUACAUGUAAUUUGUGCUUAUUGUCUUUGACUGAUAUCCAGUAAACAUAGUGAAAUGAUAGGACAUCACGCAGAUAAUAUAUAGCUUUAAUACAUAGCGGGGAUGUGGAAUAUGAGAUCACCGCUUCCCGCCCCUUUUGACAUCCGGGACAUUACUCGAAUUCCGGAUUUAACUAUGUAAAAUAAACACACCUAUGUCAUAACAGACAGGGAAAUGGGUGGGGACAGAGAACAAUUCCAUCUCAAGUUGCGAAAUAUUCGGCGCUAGAAUUUAUUUUCAUCCCUUAAUUCUGUGACAGACAAAAGGAAUCACUACUAGACAACAACUUAGUUAAAAAAGAAAAAUGCCUCCACCCCCCAAAAAAUAUAGAUAUAUAUAUGUAUUUAUAUAAUAAGCGCAGUUAUGCAUGCAUUCCGAUUGGUUCUCACUUAUGAUCUAUUAGUGGACAGCCGUAUAGAUGACGUCAUCGUUAAAACUUUUUUUUCCGUAUAUUUUAAUUCUUUAUUAUAUAAAACAAAUAGAUUCCAAGUUGCCGUGCGUCUGUUCAGUAAUAGAUCACAGAUGACGUAAAAAAUGUGGUAAGAACAUCAGUGACACACUCGGCUGCGCCUCGUGUGACACUUUUUUGGCAACUUGGAAUCUAUUUGUUAAAUAUAUGAAUAAAACAAAAAUAAAACUUAUAAUAAGCAUUAUAUGGCAUUUGCGAAAAAAGUUUAUUUGUUUUUUUUAGCGUGGAAUCUAGCUUUGGAAAGUACCGAUUGUUGUACAGAGAUGCAGGAACUUUUCCUAUUCUGUUACAAGGUGUGUGUUUACGAGUUUUUCCUUAUUUGUCCAGGGACAAUUGUUGCCAGUAGUUUUCUACGCCCACCCCGUAAGAAUGACUUACGGGGUGGGCAUAGAUAAUUAGUUUUCAAAAAUAUUUAGUAUAAGUUGUUUACUACUAUAACUGCUUGAAUGCGAUUAAUCCAGAAAUUGUUACAAUUUUUUUUAUUUCAAGUUUUCAUGUCUGUGUCUCAUGGAAUCAUCCAAUUUGGUUCGUCAAAAAAAUUGUCUGGUAAUGGCAGCAGCUUCUGCAGUUCAAGCAGCGAGAGAGAAAAUCAGUGGAGAUGAAAAGGUUUUGCAAACGUCUUUCAGACUGAGCAGUAAAUCAAACAAUACAAAUAAGUAGUACAAUUACGUCAAUAACUACGAGCUUGUAUCCUUUAACACUCCGCAAAGGAGGUCGAAAUCUCAAACUCGAUGGAAGUUCCAUUGAUGAAAGGGAACAAGCGACUGGUUUUGCUGUUAUUCCUUACAUUCAGGGUGUUACGGAACCCAUCAAGAGAACGUUAAACAACGUUAAAGUUGCUCAAAAACCUUUUCAGACUUUGGGGCAUAUUUUUACCAAACCUAAGGAUCCUGUCACGAAAGAACAACGAACCGACGCCACUUAUUCUAUUCCUUGCAAUGACUGUGAUAACGAAUACAUCGGACAGACCAAACGUCAGUUUGGUACUCGUUUGAAAGAGCAUCAAAGAGCGGUUUCCUUUUGCAAAAAAGAAAAUUCAGCUUUAUCGGAGCACACAUACCUAACUAACCAUGCAAUUAGUUGGGAUAAGCCUAUUAUUAACAAAUUUGGUGCUCUCAAAACGAGCUUUUUUAAAUUUUUUUUUCAGACUAAGCUUUUAAGGAAGUGUCUCGGACAUGUUGAUGCGUGUCGCGUCUUACGAAAGAAGAUUGGAAUCGGAGGUUUAAAUAGCAGCCUGAAAGGUGAUAAAAACAUUUUUUUGUGCUCCUUAAGCAUUUUUCUCCCAAAUGAUUAGUCCAAAGUCGGAUUCAAAGGUUCUGAUGCCUUGUUCAAGAAUCAAAAUUUACAAAAAUCGAUGACCUCUCAAAUUACGUACUUCUCAACAUAGUUGCUCCAAAAAUCUAAAGGAUGUCCAGUUGCACAAGUAAAGAUCUUUUAAAUUAACGAUAAUUCAUAUCUUUCAGAUGAAUCGUUAUUACUGCUGGCGUUAUAUGAAUUCGAAGCAAAAGCACAACUGGGUGAUUCAGACCUCUGUUUCUGUCUUGAUGCUGCUGAGGCUCUACUCAACGCAGAUCCAGGAACAUUUGAAACCUUUGCUGGUACAAUUUUCAAUGUUUAAAAUGUAGAAAUAUGAAUUUUCCACAAAUACCGAUUUUCUAGUCUUUUUCAUUUUAAUUUUAUGAACUAUCUUCCCUUUCUGUAGAAUUUACCGUGUUUUCUCAUUUUCUCUAACUUUAUUGGCAAUUAAUUCGUUCUCCCCUCCUCCUGCUUCUCUAAUUUCCACCCGGGGUAGUUUGAUUGUGUGGUAUUUUAACUUUCUUGUGAUCGAAUCCAGCGCUUGCAGUUGAGCCGCCUGCUUACCACAGGGAGAUAAGCAUGAGGGCACUGAGAAUUGCGAUAAAGAAACACUUAGCUAUGGACGUGAUUGACUUCACUAAAUUAAGGUAACUAUGUGUGUCGUUAACAAUUCCAUCACAAUCACGUUAUCACUAUUUCUAACAUACCAUUGCCGCGAGCUAAAGCAAUUUUCCGAAGCGAAUGUACGAUACCCUUCUCUCGCUUCUUUUUUGCAGCAAAGCUUUUCAUAGUCUGGUGCACCACGCAUUAAGUAGUGGUAGCAGCAGUGAUGCCGAAAGUAAGGAAGAGGCCUUCGCUGUUUACCAGGACAUAUGUAAAAUCAUCGAGAACCAAGCGAAGGUACCCACUAUAAACAAAUAGAUAACUACAGUAUGUUUGGGUCCAAGCUACAGUAUAGGCAUAUAUAUAAAACAUUGAGGUUGGUGGCGUGAUAACCUUUUGAAAAGGCGGAGUAGGUCACAGGAAACGAUGUUAAGAUCACACAGGCCCAUUUCUACCCCAGAAUGCAAUAAAUAGUGGUUAUCAACCAUAUGCUGAGUGGUAACCUGCAUGGUAACAUUUUAGAUAGUACGACUGAAUGAAGCGAAGAAUAUCCGCUUGCAAUGAAAUAGCUCAUGCUCUUUUAAAUCCAGGGCUGUUAUCCUGAAAUUCAGAUCUUAUGGCUGAUGACAAAGGCAUGGAACUGUGGAGUAAACUUAUUCAGGUACUGCCAUAGUGAAUGAUGAACUUUCACAAGCCACAAAAAAGUAUUUCGUUGAAUUAAAACAGUUUGGUAAAACGACAGAAAAUGCAAUGAUAAAUCUUUCAGCCCAACCAUCCAGUCUACCGAAUGACUUACAAUAGAAAAAAAAAACCCUGUCGAAAUCAGAAUAUUUAUUGUGGAAUUUGAGAGGGGAUUUCAGUUUGUUACGAGACGUACAGAAAUGACUCGACGGUCAAUGGUGUGCCAUAAGUGUGCAAAUCCGAUUGCAUCUGAUGGUGAAAUCCCUUUCAAUGAUAAUCCAAAAUCAUGCGAGAGAUGGCUUUAAAUUAAAAGCAGAUUAUAAUUUUUUUGUUUAACAGAAUGUUUGAGGUUAGCUUUGUUAGAUUUCUAUCUGUAAUUUUGCAACUGUAUUGUAAAUCACUGCAAUUUUGCUAUACUUUUCGCGUUCCACUGGUGUAGUCACGGCUUGUAUUAUAUUCCCUAAAAGAAACCAGUUCUCUAUUAAUUAUAAAUUAAGCAACUAAACUAUAGCCGAGGUAGUUCGAAUAUUUGAAUAUUUCUGCAAAUGCGCAAAAUAAUGCAAAUCAUUCUCAUUCUAGCGCUGGCGGUCACGAAGCCGGAGAGAAAUGGUGUGGAUUGGCCAUGAAACUGCUUCAUCACUUGUCGACAUUUAAGUGUAACUAUCAGGAUAAGGUAUCCCAUGUUAAGCCAUUUCAAGUGAUUAAACUAUCCAUUUCACUAUUUAUUUAGUCAUUACAUUUUCUCUCCUUCUUUAAUAGAUUGAAUCAAAAUCAAAUAAAUUUAUACUAGAUAGUCAUCCAUUUCUUGAUAUUUGCUAAAAUACAAGAAAUGUGACAUCCAUCAAGAUGAUAUGUAAAGAAUAAUAAAUGGGCGUGCGUAGAUAUGGAAUUUCUUUUCGAGUGUUUAACUCGAUAGCUCACGAGUGAGAUGGUUAUGGCCUUUCUCAGGGUUGGAAAUCCUUGUGUAACACCGUAGUUAAUAUUGUAAAAGGUUUUUGUUUUUACCAUAGAUGACCAAAGUUUACGGGGAUAUAUUGGAUCGUAUGGAGAGGAACACAUUAAAAGGUCAAGUUGAAGAGUGA
Pocillopora meandrina is the source of this 13047-nucleotide messenger RNA. The record is from the annotation of a GenBank genome assembly. Lineage: Eukaryota; Metazoa; Cnidaria; Anthozoa; Scleractinia; Pocilloporidae.